Messenger RNA from Prorocentrum cordatum, 528 nucleotides. The record is from the annotation of a GenBank genome assembly. NCBI's taxonomy places the organism in Eukaryota, Dinophyceae, Prorocentrales, Prorocentraceae.
UUUCGCAGUGAGUUCGCGCAGGCCGCCCAAAGUCCACGGGGCUGCUUGAAAGGCGGCCACUGGCACGCCAACAAUCGAUGGAGCUGUGCGUGUGCACGCGAAGAGGGAACAGCACAAACAGCAACAAGCCCAGACCGCGCCUGACGGUGAGGACCCGAAGCAGCAGCCUCAGCCCGCGCCUGCCAGCGAGGCGACCGGCGGCGGCGAUCCAGACAAAGCCGCUGCGGCCGGCCCGGCCCUACCGCCAGGCGCAAAGCCAGAAGCUCUGCCAGAAGCGGCGCCUGGGCACGCGGCGCCUGCCACGGCCGCGACGGACGCAGAGGAAUCGCACUGGACGGCGCUGCUCCGCUCUUGUCCAGCGGGCCAGAGAACUGCGCGAGCGGGAGCGCGCCGCUCAGACCGCACAGGCCUUCGGCCUCGACGCGGGGCCCCAACCGCUGACCCCUGCUCCACCCGGCGCACGCGACGGCCUCCAGAGCGCGGGCAAAGGUCGGCGGUCGCGAACUCCUUGUGGAACGACGCUUCCAG